Messenger RNA from Nicotiana tabacum (common tobacco), 1002 nucleotides. Its product is annotated as patatin-like protein 3. Gene Ontology annotation, molecular function: glycerophospholipase activity; monoacylglycerol lipase activity. The record is from RefSeq and is a predicted model, not a curated record. Gene Ontology annotation, biological process: lipid metabolic process. Lineage: Eukaryota; Viridiplantae; Streptophyta; Magnoliopsida; Solanales; Solanaceae.
AUGGAGAGGGCAAUUCCGUCAUCUGGUUCUUUCAAGCAUCAGCCUCCAACUUGUGGUAAUUUCAUCACCAUUCUCAGCAUCGAUGGAGGUGGCAUUAGGGGACUAAUUCCUGGCACCAUUCUUGAGUACUUUGAAUCUCAACUCCAGGCAUUGGACGCUGAGGAUGCAAGGCUUGCAGAUUAUUUUGAUGUAAUUGCAGGAACAAGCACAGGUGGUCUUGUCACGGCUAUGCUAACAGCUCCAAACAAAGAUAAGCGUCCUCUGUUUGCUGCUAAAGACAUAAAGCCUUUCUAUCUUGAGCAUGGCCCUAGGAUAUUCCCACAAAAUACUUUUAAUUGGUUUGGAAUUGGUACAAUGUGGAAAUCAGUAACAGGACCAAAGUAUGGUGGGAAGUAUCUUCACAAAGUCAUAAAAGAGAAACUAGGAGAGACUCAUCUGCAUGAGACAUUGACUAAUGUGGUUAUUCCAGCUUUUGAUAUCAAGAAUAUGCAGCCCACGAUUUUCUCUACUUAUGAGGCUAUGGAAAAUCCAUUGAUGGAUGCUAAGCUUUCAGAUAUAUGCAUUAGUACAUCUGCUGCUCCAACAUAUCUUCCUGCACAUCAAUUCCAGACUCAAGACAAAGAUGGCAAAGUUCAAGAGUUCAAUCUUAUUGAUGGUGCAAUCGCAGCUAACAAUCCAACCCUUAUUGCUACAAGUGAAGUUACCAAACAAAUAUAUGCUGAAAACAAAGAUUUCUUCCCUAUUAAACCCAGUGAUCAUGGAAGGUUUUUGGUGAUUUCAAUAGGCACUGGAUCAGCAAAACUGGAACAAAAAUUUAAUGCUAAAAUGGCAGCCAAAUGGGGUCUCUUAGGUUGGCUAACUAAGNCCCACCGUCUGCUAUCUUCAAACUCUAUUUGUGAAAUUACACUGGAUUUUGUUGUUAUUGUUGUAGUUGAGUAUUUAUCAACUGACAUAUUUAAGGAGAGAUAUAAUAAAAUUACCAUAUUAUUUAUUGCUUCUUAA